AUGGAAGUUUUGCCAAUUCCGAGGCCAAAGAGCAUAAAGAUUCCAACUUUACACGAAGAGGACUGUAUUAUUCAUAGUCAACUAAUAUUUUCGAGUUUUGAUGUUUAUUACUCCGAGUUGGAAAAUGUCAUCAUUUUCUUUGCCAGAGGAGUGAACUUUGCCGAUGAAGUGACCUCCAAGAAUCUAAAAACCGAACAUUUACAAUUCCAUUCCAGGAUUUAUGAUGAUUAUAAGAUAAAUGAUACUUUCCAACAAACUUGUACGAAUGAUGGAAUCGUGAUCAAUCCGAGCUGUCAAAUUGAAGAUGUACCAAUAGUGACGAUCAGAACCACUAUAUUAGAAGUUAGAAAUUUAGUUGUUAAGUCGAAGAACGUUCAUGUGGAAUUAUCUGUAACAAAGUUAGAUGAAAAUGAAAGAAUAGGUUGUGUUACCGCCUCCCUUGGAAGAUUUGAUAAUGGUAAACCUCCGAAUUCUGAUAUUGAUGUUGAUGUACCUGAACCGGAUAAAAAACAAAAAUCCAAACCCCCCAACGAAUCCACCCCGAGUCACUCGAAAUCCUAUAAAUUGACAUGGGGUUUAUCUAUCUUUGGAGGGAUCUCUGCAUCUGCUUUUUUAAUCAUGGUAGCAAUAACAUUUAGAAAAAAAAUCAAGGCUUGGAUGGGUUGCAAUAACGAAUUAAAGCAAUGA
Molecule: messenger RNA, 687 nt
Organism: Funneliformis caledonium
Lineage: Eukaryota; Fungi; Glomeromycota; Glomeromycetes; Glomerales; Glomeraceae
Source: the annotation of a GenBank genome assembly